AUGGAUACUAUCCGGUCGCAAACCCAGGGAUCUAACUCCCAAAACUCGAUCCCAUCGGAUCAGAUCACCUCGAACAUCAGUAGCAGCCAAACUGCUGAUGCGACGAGAGAUCAGAUCGCGUCGAAUGUUGGUAGCCGCCAGCUUAGCACUCCACCUCGCGUGGAACCAGUGGUGAUCAAUCUCGCCACGCCGGUAGCAACCCCGAGCCCGAUUCUACCGAAUCUGGGUUCGCACACCAUCGAGAGACCUCUCUCUCGAGUUUGGGUCAGAUCGGAAGAUCCCCCAACAACUGUGACUCCACAGAGUCGGACUGUUCCUGUUCGACCUGCAUCUGCGACGCAAACUCCUCCGCGAGCUAGUCCAGAUGAUCUGGCACAGAUCAAACAGCUUCUCACCAACCUGGUAAACGGUCAGCGCGACCACGAAACUAGGCUGGAGAGACAUGAGAGACGCCUCGCUGAAUCUCGAAACAUCACUAGCCCGCCUCCGCGGACUCAGCUCGAUUUUUCGACGAUCUACGCAUCUGGCGUACCUCAGGCGCAAUUCGUUACGCCUUCGCGACCUCAAGUCUCUCAGACUUUCGGUCCACCGCCGAGCUCGCCACCAGUUGGCAUAAACAAUACGAGCUCGCACCCAAGCGAGACGAGAGCUCAACCGAACGUUCCGCUCUCAUCUCCACCCCCAGGGCCACCUGGUACCGAUCCAGCUAGGCCUAGGUGGUUUGGCGCUUCAGCUUUUGCCUCGAGCUCGCAGGCAAUGCCUCAGUUCGAGAAUCAGCUAGGCGCGACAUACGGUUCACAGCCCUCCGCAACAGCGCGAGAGCACGUGAACGGGAAUUAUCAACAAUUCCCUAGCUCGAACGCUAAUCGGAAUCCAGCUGAUCCACGUAACCUCGUCGACAGCGAAUCUUUCGAAAGAUUCCAAGAUCGCACAGACCUCGCGUUUCAGCAUAUGAGCUCAAUGUUUCAUCAAGCAACGAGCUCAGCUCCUGAUAUCGACAGAGUGAUUAAAGAGUCUAGACGAACUCCUUUUUCACUCAGGAUCAAAAGUACCUAUAUCCGAGAUACCAGCAAGCUGCGUAUCCCAGAAUACUCUGGUAACAGCGAUCCGAGAGCUUACAUGCGAGCUUUUAACCUCGUCGUAUCUCGAGUUCCUUUCUCUCCAGAAGAGAUAGAAGCAGCCUACUGCAGGCUCUUCGCUGAGAACCUGAUCGGACCAGCUCAAGAAUGGUUCUCAACGCUGGACGAAAACUCAAUCGAUAAUUUCGACCAGCUCCAAUCAGCCUUCCUAAAACAGUAUUCGAUCUUCAUCGAAUCUAAAAUUACGGAAGCAGACCUUUGGAGACUUUCUCAAGGUCCAAAGGAAUCACUUCGAUCUUACAUUGACAGAUUCAAAUCAGUCAAAGCUAAGAUCACAAACCCUAAUGAGGCAGUAGCUCUACUUGCCCUCAAAAACAACUUGUGGUACGAAUCGAAAUUUAGAGAAGAACUAACUGUUCGACCUACAAUUUCACUAGAUGACGCAUUACAUCGCGCAUCAGCAUUCGCAACUCUCGAGGAAGACACAGCUCUCCUCAGAGAAAAAUACCUCAAAGGGGAGCUCGCAUAUGCUCCACCAGGUGCUAAGAAAACUGCACCAGCUAAACCACCUUCGCAGAGUAAAGGACAACAUUCCUACUCUAUCGAAACUUCAGCUCCCAUAAAGAGCUCGGAGGAAGAAGAGAAACACUGCGAUAUUCAUAAUACAAACGGCCAUUCCACAGAGGAAUGCCGUGCUAAAGGCAAAAAGUCUAGCAAAAAGAAGGGAAAAAGCAAAACAGCUGAAACCGCGGUUAAGGCCGAAAAGCCAAAACCCAAACCAGCUAAAGACUCCGACAACGCACCUCAGAAAAGAGAACGCGAAGUCGAGGUCGAAGCCCCCGAUUCCCCUCCUUCUAACAGGAAAAGAAUCGACCUAAUCUUCGGAGAGCUCAGCCUUUGCGGCGGCUCAACGAGAUCCGUGGUCACCCCCCCACCCGCUCCUAGAAAGGCUACGAGCUCUAGCUCACACAGACCUCCUAGACUUGUCGGGGGGAUAGAGCAUUCUUACAGAAGCUCGCCUGUUACAUCACCUACCUCCAGACCCGAUACUAAGAGCAUUGCGAUCUCUUGCUUACGCAGACUUCACAAGCUCUCGGGGGGAGUAGAGCCACCUACCCCUAAACGAAUUGACUUCAUUUGCGGUGGCUCGAAGAUGUGCAAAGACUCGAUUAACUCGAUCAAAGCACAUCAGCGACGGGUCGAGUCAUCUGGACAACCACGUCCUCUAGACGGACCUGAUCACGAAAUCAAAUUUCGAGAAAGCGAAACACUCGCACUCGAUAAACCUCAUGACGAUGCACUCGUAAUCGAGCUCGCCGUAGCCGGAUUCGAGCUGACCAGAGUCAUGAUAGAUACAGGAAGCUCUGUAGACGUGCUGUUCUACGAUGCUUUCAAGCGAAAACUCCGCACUCAUAGGAGGCCGUACGCCCCUAACUGGGUUCGCAGGAGAAACGACCUAUUCCAUGGGAACUAUCCAGCUCCCAAUCAAAGCAGGUGGCCGUGGCUCUACACCAUGAAAGCAGUUGCAUCCACUUACCACCAAUGCGUCAAGUUCCCUACACCUUGGGGAACAAAAACAAUUCGCGGUUGCCAACGAGCUUCCCGAGAUUGCUAUAUGGGCAGCUACUUGCGAGCUGAAAAAUCGCCAGUUUGCAUCGACGAAACCGACCCCGAAAGGCGCGUUGGUAUCGGAAUCGAUCUCGCAAAACCUAUCCGUGACGAGCUGAUCGCCUUCCUAAAGGAAAACAUCAGCACAUUCGCAUGGUCCACCGCAGACAUGCCCGGGAUUGACACUAGGAUCACGUCUCACGAGCUGAACGUAGAUCCCACGUUCAAACCCAUGAAACAAAAACGUCGAAAACUCGGCCCAGAUCGGGCUAAAGCAGUAAACGACGAAGUAGACCGACUACUUGAUGCGGCAUCUAUGGGAUGA
Molecule: messenger RNA, 3012 nt
Organism: Microthlaspi erraticum
Lineage: Eukaryota; Viridiplantae; Streptophyta; Magnoliopsida; Brassicales; Brassicaceae
Source: the annotation of a GenBank genome assembly